Polypterus senegalus (gray bichir) is the source of this 2635-nucleotide messenger RNA. It is a transcript of the gene mcm5, whose product is annotated as minichromosome maintenance complex component 5. The transcript is spliced from 16 exons. Bases 153 to 2357 code for a protein of 734 amino acids. Gene Ontology annotation, cellular component: nucleus; MCM complex. Gene Ontology annotation, biological process: DNA replication; double-strand break repair via break-induced replication; DNA replication initiation. Gene Ontology annotation, molecular function: ATP binding; single-stranded DNA helicase activity; 3'-5' DNA helicase activity. NCBI's taxonomy places the organism in Eukaryota, Metazoa, Chordata, Cladistia, Polypteriformes, Polypteridae. The record is from RefSeq and is a predicted model, not a curated record.
GUAUUGUGACGUAUGGUUUUUGCCGCGAAACUGAAGUUUGGAGGCGGGUUUUCAGUUAGAAGAAGUAGACACUGUACGUGUGUACGUGCACCUUAUUAUUAGAAAGUUUUCAUUUAGUAAAACUAGUGUCAAAUCAAAGCUACUGUAGCACCAUGUCCGGCUUUGACGACCCUGGUGUCUAUUACAGCGACAGCUUUGGAGGCGACCAGCAUACUGACGAAGGAGCUGUAAAAAAGACUCACUUGAAGAAGCGCUUCAAGGAGUUCCUUCGGCAGUAUCGUGUGGGGACGGACAGAACUGGAUUUACUUUCAAAUACAGAGAUGUGCUUAAACGCCAUUACACCUUGGGGGAAUACUGGAUUGAGGUGGAAAUUGAGGACCUGGCAAGCUUUGAUGAAGACCUUGCUGACUGCUUAUAUAAGCAACCAUCUGAGCACUUACCCCUGUUUGAAGAAGCUGCCAAAGAAGUGGCAGAUGAGGUCACUAAGCCUCGGCCUGCUGGAGAGGAAAUGCUUCAGGACAUUCAAGUCAUGUUAAGGUCUGAUGCCAACCCUGCAAGCAUUCGAAGUUUAAAGUCUGAGCAGAUGUCAAGGUUGGUAAAAAUCCCUGGUAUCAUCAUUGCUGCCACUGCAGUGCGAGCCAAGGCCACUAAAAUGGCCAUCCAGUGUCGGGGAUGUCGCAAUGUCAUUGGAAACAUUUCUGUUCGGCCUGGACUGGAGGGGUAUGCUUUGCCUCGCAAGUGUAACACGGAGCAGGCAGGCCGGCCAAAGUGUCCAGUUGAUCCAUACUUCAUUAUCCCAGACAAAUGUAAAUGUGUUGACUUCCAAACUCUGAAGUUACAAGAGUCUCCAGAUGCUGUUCCACAUGGUGAGAUGCCCCGACAUAUGCAGCUGUACUGUGACAGGUACCUGUGUGACCGUGUUGUCCCAGGUAACAGAGUUACCAUUAUGGGCAUAUACUCCAUUAAGAAGGCCAGCAAAACGUCUUCUAAAGGCCGUGAUAGAGUUGGAGUGGGCAUUCGUAACUCCUAUAUACGAGUUGUGGGCAUUCAAGUAGAUACUGAAGGUGCAGGCCGCAGUGCUGUAGGAGCAGUGUCCCCACAAGAGGAAGAAGAGAUCAGAGAACUUGCUAGUCGCCCUGACAUUUAUGAAACCAUUGCAAAGAGCAUUGCACCUUCUAUUUAUGGAAGUGUGGAUGUGAAGAAAGCAAUUGCCUGUUUGCUGUUUGGAGGGUCCCGAAAGAGGUUGCCAGAUGGUUUGACCAGGAGGGGAGAUGUGAAUCUUUUGAUGCUUGGUGACCCUGGUACAGCCAAGUCACAACUGCUGAAAUUUGUGGAACGUUGCUCUCCAAUUGGGGUGUACACCUCUGGAAAAGGCAGUAGUGCAGCUGGUCUCACUGCAUCUGUCAUGCGUGAUCCUGCCUCCAGAAACUUUGUAAUGGAAGGUGGGGCAAUGGUACUGGCAGAUGGAGGAGUUGUCUGUAUAGAUGAGUUUGACAAAAUGAGGGAAGAUGACAGAGUUGCCAUUCAUGAAGCAAUGGAACAACAGACCAUCUCAAUUGCUAAGGCUGGAAUAACCACCACAUUGAACUCUCGUUGCUCAGUUCUGGCAGCUGCCAACUCAGUUUUUGGGCGAUGGGAUGAUACAAAAGGCGAGGAGAAUAUUGAUUUUAUGCCUACCAUCCUGUCCAGAUUUGACAUGAUUUUUAUCAUUAAAGAUGAACACAAUGAGCAGAGAGAUAUGACCUUAGCAAAGCAUGUUAUGAAUGUCCAUUUGAGUGCCCACACUCAAAUGCAAACAACAGAGGGAGAAAUUGAACUCAAUAAAUUGAAGAAGUACAUCUCAUUUUGUCGUGCCAAAUGUGGCCCUCGUCUUUCUGCUGAAGCUGCAGAGAAGUUAAAGAAUCGCUACAUUUUGAUGAGAAGUGGUGCCCGUGACCAUGAACGAGAGAGUGACAAGCGUUGCCCAAUACCCAUUACAGUCAGACAGCUUGAAGCCAUUAUACGGAUAUCUGAAUCACUGGCAAAGAUGAAGCUGCAGCCUUUCGCUACAGAAAGUGAUGUUGACGAAGCUCUAAGGUUAUUCCAAGUGUCUACAUUGGAUGCAGCUCUGUCAGGCAGUUUAUCUGGAGUUGAGGGCUUCACCACUCAGGAGGACCAGGAGAUGCUGUCCCGCAUUGAGAAGCAACUGAAACGACGAUUUGCUAUUGGAUCCCAGGUGUCCGAACACAGCAUUGUACAGGACUUCAUCAAACAGAAAUAUGCGGAGCAUGCCAUCUAUAAAGUAUUGCACUUGAUGAUGCGUCGUGGAGAGAUACAGCAUCGAAUGCAGCGCAAGGUGUUGUAUCGGAUCAAGUAAAUAUUCAGAUGGAAGAAAGUUACUGCCUGAAAUAUACACGCUCAGUUGUACAGUAUGAUUUCAUGCUUUCAAUGUAAAGUGGUUUAUAUGGGGGUGUGGGGUUCAUCUACCAGUCCUCCACCCCAACCCCCAGUAACUGAAUUGUUCAUUUAGAUGCUGAGUUGAGUCCGUAUACAGUCUCCUGGGACAUUUUGCACUUUUUCAGCUGUGUCUUAGCUUCCAUUUUGAUUAUUCAACGUGAAUACUUGGAAAAUGAUAUAUUUGUAUUUUUUUUUUUU